AGGAAAAAAAGAACUUUCCCAGAAGCCAAACCAACCAAGUAACAACACAACUCUCCACCCACCUUUCGAUUUAUCGACACUAACUCGCCCUUUUUGCCUUUUUUCUUUGUUGUAUUUUUUAUUCGGUCAAAUUUCGCCAUUGGAUGAUUUUGGUCAUGGUUGACAGCUAGCUUACGUUUAAAAGUUGUGGUUUCACAGUUCAACUCUUCUUUGUUUCACGGGCCAACUUUGUUUGUAUCAUUUUGUUACUUUUGUAGCCUUGUUUAUUUGCUUCUUCGUUUCGGUUUUGGAGAAAGAGUGAAGAAAGUUUAAGCUUUUAUUCUGCUCAUGGGGUGUUGCUGGAGUUCUGGAGAAGAAAAUGAAACUACUCUUCACACUGGAACAACUUCGAGAUACAAUAACAGAGAUGGAAAUGGUUUAAGUGGGUCAAGCAGCAGGGUUUCAUCGGUUUCGGUGCCUCGGACUGAGGGAGAGAUCUUACAGUCCUCCAAUUUGAAGAGUUUCAGCUUUAAUGAACUAAAAACGGCCACCAGGAACUUCCGUCCUGACAGUGUUUUGGGUGAAGGUGGAUUUGGUAGUGUCUUUAAGGGCUGGAUUGAUGAGCAUACUUUCGCCGCCGCCAGGCCGGGAACUGGCAUUGUUAUAGCUGUGAAGAGGCUUAAUCAAGAGGCCAUCCAGGGUCACCAGGAAUGGCUGACCGAAAUAAAACACCUGGGACAGCUUUCUCAUCCUAAUCUUGUGAGAUUGUUUGGCUACUGCUUAGAGGAUGACCACCGGCUGCUGGUGUAUGAGUUUAUGCCCAAGGGGAGCUUAGAGAAUCAUCUAUUCAGAAGAGGCUCUUAUUUUCAACCGUUGUCAUGGAACCUUCGCAUGAAGGUUGCCCUUGGCGCUGCAAAGGGUCUAGCAUUCCUGCAUAGCGACGAGGCUAAAGUGAUUCAUCGCGACUUCAAAACUUCUAAUGUCUUGCUUGAUUCAAACUACAAUGCUAAGCUCUCUGAUUUUGGGUUGGCCAAGGAUGGGCCAACAGGCAGUGCUAGCCAUGUCUCGACAAGGAUUAUGGGCACCUAUGGUUAUGCAGCUCCAGAAUAUAUGGCCACUGGUCAUUUAACUGCAAAAAGUGAUGUAUACGGUUUUGGAGUUGUUCUCCUUGAAAUGUUAUCUGGCAGACGAGCAAUCGACAAGAACAGGCCUGGUAGAGAGCAAAAUUUAGUGCAAUGGGCAAAGCCUUACCUUCAAAACAAGCGCAGAUUUUUCCAAGUGAUGGAUGCUCGUAUUGAAGGCCAGUAUCCACGCAAUGCAGCCCUAAAAGCAGCUGCUCUCACAGUCAAAUGCCUAUCAGCAGAAGCCAAGUUCAGGCCAACCAUGGAUGAGGUUGUAAAAGCAUUGGAGCAACUUCAAGAUUCCAAUGACAUGGCCCUCCAGAAAUGAACCCCUGAAAAUAUUGAUCCCAGACACAACAGAAAGAGGCUUAAUGAUGAAAAUCUCAAUGGCAAAGCUCCCAUGCAAUAGGCCACAAAAGAACUUCUGCUCUUGGUACAUAAAACCAAAAAAAAGGAGAAAUUUGAUACGUGCUUUAUUGUUGUGUUUAGAUGCAUGCAAUCCUGUGAAAAUGUGCAUGCAUAAACAAUGGUCGAUCCCUGUACAGCCUUCUUGAACAUCUCCAUUUGACAUUGUUUUUCCUUUGUUUAUUGGAAUUGAUCUCAAUUGUGUGAUUAAACCUUCA
Mangifera indica (mango) is the source of this 1723-nucleotide messenger RNA. RefSeq names its product receptor-like cytoplasmic kinase 176. Lineage: Eukaryota; Viridiplantae; Streptophyta; Magnoliopsida; Sapindales; Anacardiaceae. Bases 328 to 1428 code for a protein of 366 amino acids. The record is from RefSeq and is a predicted model, not a curated record. Gene Ontology annotation, biological process: protein phosphorylation. Gene Ontology annotation, molecular function: protein kinase activity; ATP binding. The transcript has 6 exons.